CAAAAAUGAUUCAAGCUGUACUUUUGCUGGCAUCGGUACUUGGAGCUUCUGUAUAUUAUUGGCAGCACAAUAAGGAAUGGUCAUAUGUGCAAACAUUAGAUGAUAUCGAUAGAGGAGAUGUUAUUCUACCCAAUUACAACGCACACCCAAUUCUCUACAAUGAAUGCACUUGGCCAAUACUGGAUCCAUACGAGCCGGAUAUUCUGAAGUAUAUCAAAAAACGAAACCGCCGACUUGCAUGUCGCUCGUCUCCAGACGUGGAAGUGGAAUGGCUGGAUUCAAAGAUUCAAAUCACAUUGAAGUCGGCUAAUGUGAUGAGUUGCGUCGCGUCGGAUUUGAGCGGUUUCUCCGCUAACGAAGAUGUCUUUGUCUCGCCAGCGAUAAAACUUGAAGCCGAUUUUCCAUUGGAGAUUCCAUACACUAACUUUGCAGUGGAAUGCGAGCAGAAUGGGAAGAGAAUUUAUAGAAAAUCGUUCUAUAACUAUAAAAAGGAUCAAGCAGAGAAACCAGUAGAAGCAAUGGAAUCUACUCCUACAAGCCCAUCAAUCGCUGUUCUCUACUUGAGAUCCAUGUCUCAUUCUCAACUCCAACGUGAAUUUCCGAAAACUGUGAAGGCUUCUCGAAAAUUUGGAUUUUACGACUUUGCAAUGUUCAAUAAGAUUUCUGAUAAUAUUACUGAUAUUGUCAACGGAACUUUUUGGCAUAAAGACGUGCGACACACUGUUGGAGAGUAUAUGAAAAAUGAAAGAUUCUGUAAGGUAUUCAGUAACACAAAUCUUUCUGGAGUUCCAUCAGAUUAUGAUAUCUCAAAUUGGGCUCACAGUUUGAAAUCUGACUCAUGUUCUGAUGAUGACAGUGUAUCUGAGCGUCUAAUUGAACAAUGGGCCCAGUUUUCAAUCCACAACACAGAUCAUUGCUAUCUUUCCCACAUAUUCGUAAACAACACAAUCUGGUCGAAAUCGCUGGACGACACAUUGAGCUCGGUAAUGAAUCAAUUUCAACUGAAUGAAGUUUUCAAGAAUACCUUGGUGGUUGUAGUUUCUGCUGAAGGAAUUCCUGUCGGAACAUUCGGGAACAGUUACACUGGAAAAGUUGAAGAAAGAAAUCCAAUUCUUCUGGCGCAUAUUCCGGACAAAGUCAAGAAACUUUAUUCUGAUCAUGUUUUCCACUUGGAGAGCAAUCAAAACAGACUAAUCACACAUUUGGAAGUAUUUGAUCUUCUCACAAGCUUCUCUAGACUAUCCAAAAACCAAGUGAUAGUUCCAGUUCUUGAUGACUUUAUGGAUUGGAAGAGAAAACAUGUACGUGGAAUUUCACCUUGGCAAACAUUAAUUCCACGCAACCGAACAUGCUACCACGUUCCGAUUGCCGAUGAGUUCUGUCUUUGUAUGGAUAGAAAGAUGGAUAUUGAGAGGGAAUACAAUCAAACAUUUGCCAUUGCACAACGAUUAUAUGACAAAAUGGAGUCAGAUAUUCUAUCAAACUAUAGUUGUAUGCACGAGACAACUUGGAUUGAGGAGAGAAAUUACACAUCCGUCUAUAACUUGAAUGAAAAAGUAUUAAAUGGAACUGAAGAAUAUAUUGAGUUCUUGAUAUUUGGAGUCAGGGCAUUCCCGAAAAAAAUUAAUAGAUUAGGAAAUUUCUUCGUGAACGUACUAGGCAUGUUCAAGCAUAAUUUCAAUGAUGAUUACAAUUUCGAAAGAGCUUAUCCAUACGUGUCAGAUACUCUUAAGAGUGGAUGUUUAGCGGGAUACUUAGAAAAAUUCUGCGAAAUGUGCCACGGAGCUCGAUUUUUGACGUCAUAGCUUGUUCAUGGUCAAGCCCACUAUUGUAUAGGAUCUGGAGUACAAUCAAUGGAAAGCUUUAAUUUAUGAAUUUUUGUAUGUAUAUAAUCGAAACCCUAAUUCAUUUGACGUGGAUUUAAAAAAUCCGCAUAACGGGCUUACUAUUAGACUUUUCAUCAUCAUUUUUUAAAGGUUUUUUGCUAUUUCUUUUUGAAUAAAUAAUAAACAAUU
This is a messenger RNA of Caenorhabditis elegans, 2015 nucleotides long. RefSeq lists its product as uncharacterized. Lineage: Eukaryota; Metazoa; Nematoda; Chromadorea; Rhabditida; Rhabditidae. The record is from RefSeq and is marked reviewed. The transcript is spliced from 14 exons. Bases 6 to 1805 code for a protein of 599 amino acids.